Cynoglossus semilaevis (tongue sole) is the source of this 2575-nucleotide messenger RNA. RefSeq names its product thymopoietin a (gene tmpoa). Gene Ontology annotation, molecular function: DNA binding. The transcript has 7 exons. The record is from RefSeq and is a predicted model, not a curated record. Bases 501 to 1814 code for a protein of 437 amino acids. Lineage: Eukaryota; Metazoa; Chordata; Actinopteri; Pleuronectiformes; Cynoglossidae.
UAUUAACAGGAAUGUUUAAAAACAUUUCUUGUUAGAUAAGGAUAGAGUGCUUUCUUUGGAUGGCGAAUCUAUAGGCGUGCAGUGAUUACGUCAUAUAAAUUCUUUUGCUGUUCCACCAAUGAAAUAUCCUUUUGUAGCAACCACUAUCCAAUGGCGACAGCCCUUACAAAGAACCACUUCCGGUCUGGUCAUCCACACAAAUGUCCACGUUUUUCAUUCCAUCUACGAAGCCGCGGCUGCUUUACGUCCGGUGUGAUUAGUUGAAAGUUGAGAGUUCGAAACAUCUGUGAAACUAUUUUUUUUACUUUUAUAUCUCGGCUCCUGGGCUCCUUUGUUAUUAUUUGCGUUUUAGAUAUACUUCGACAGGAGGCGCUAGUCAGCUGUCAAGCUCCGACAUUCUCUUCCCCCCUUUCUCCUCCUAUCCCUCUUUUCACUCUCGGUAUUAGCCUGCUAACUCAACCGGGCGACUCUCCCUCUGCCCCCGUACUAGCACCGUCAACAUGCCGGAGUACCUGGACGACCCGUCUGUGCUCACCAAGGACAAGCUGAAGAGCGAGCUGCUGGCCCAUAACGUGGAGCUGCCGACCGGCAAUCCGACCAAGGACGUGUACGUGCAGCUGUACCUGACGAACCUGACCUCUCAGAACAAAAAACAUGCCGGGGACAUAGCCACCACUUGGGACGCCUUCUCCAGCGACGAGGAGCUGCCGCCGCCCGUGGUCUCCAGCAGAAGCCGUUCGUCCGGCAGGAAAGCCACCAGGAAAACGGACAAGGUUCUGCUGGAGGAGCUGGACGUGACCAUGCUGACCGACGAGGGCCUGAGGGACGAGCUGCUGAAGCACGGUGUGGAUGUGGGUCCAGUCGUGGCCUCCACACGUAAACUGUACGAGAAGAAGCUGCAGAAGCUGCUGGACAACGGACCCCUGCCCACUUUAGUCCCAGUGGUGGUCCUCACCGAAGCACAGGUCAACCACAAUGGUCACUCGGAGUCCGACCUGUACAGUGACAAAGAGGACGACGUGAUAACUCCCCCGGAACCAGCGCCUGUACCAGAGCCAGAACCUGAACCUGAACCUGAACUUGAACCAACUCCCGUGGUGGAACGACCUCUGAGGAGUCGAGGGAAGACGCCCGUCACGACCCGCACCCGCAGCAAUCAACGCCAAACUACGCAGGAGCGUGGCCCUGCAGACGUCCAGCUGUCCGGCUGGAGGCAGCAGAAAAUCACCAAAUUCCUGCAUGCACACAGUCCACCGAGGACUCCAUGUUCAACCUCCACACUGUUGGUGCCCCAGGUGGAGAAGAUCACAGCCAGCGAGCAAAACACCAAAGUAAUAGAGAAGGAUGUUCUGAAGGAACUGUUCCCCAUUGAGUUCAACACUCCAACAGGAAUAUCCGCCACCUGUCGGCGACCCAUCAAGGGCGCAGCUGGUCGACCCUUACAGCCCAGCGACCUGUGGAACAACGAAAACAGCCUGUUCUCUCCAAAGAUCACCAGCAGGACCAGCAGCUCCUCCUCUUCCUACACAGAGAGCCGCAUUGUCAACAAAGUCACCAGCCUGCCCCCCUCACACACCUCCUCCUCUUCCCUCUCCUCUUCCUCUUCCCUCGCCUCUUCCUCCAGGCUUCUGUCAGCUACUCCCCCUGCAGGUCAGACCAAAGCAGCGCGCCGUGGCAUGUCCCUGUGGGUCAAGCUGUUCCUGCUGGCCAUCGUGGCGGCGUUCUUGUUCUUUGUCUACCAGGCCAUGGAGAGCAACAGCAUCAACCCUUUCCUCAGCGCAGACAAAGAUGUGUCCAGUGGCAGCGCAGCAUAGAGAGGGUGGAAAUCACCCCAGCUCCUCAUUGUUUUUUUUUUUGUUUUCUUUUUGUUUUUUUUUAAAGUGCGUCUGAAUGGUCGCCGUUGUCACGGGUGCUGUGAAGUUAACGUUUGACGUCAUCAUUCAUCUGUAAUUUAGUUUUUGUUUUGUUUUUUCAUUCCUGUUUCAUACUUUACUGUUAACCAAAUCCAUUAGGAGACUUGGUGAAUCAGCGUCUGUGACACUACACAGGAUCUACAUGACACGUGAAAGGACAGUACCUCCUCCGCUCUUGUCGUUUCGGUCCAACGUCGACCUCUGACCUUUUGGCGUCACCGUCUGUGAGGUCAAAACAAAUCCAGUCGUGAAAUCAUGUGGACUCUUUUAUUACCAGAUUUAUUUUUUAAGGCCAGACAUGGUGUGACUGCAUGAGUGUGCAAGUGUUUGUGUGAAUGAGUAAAAAAUAUUUUUGAACUUUUUUUUUUCUUCUGUAUUUUUGUUCCCACUCUGCCUUAGCUUCUGUCUCUGUCAUUUUAAGAUCCUGCAGAUGGAAUUUUAAUGUUUCAUGUUUUGUACUUGACUAUCUUUGUUAUUGAGACAUAGAGGCUUCUCCUUGUAACCAAAUGCUUCUAAAUCUUCUUAAACUCUUUUUGCCAAUAUUUUCUUAAUGUUCUCUUAUAAUAAAAAUUAAAUGUUCCAGUGUAUCUUUUCAAUUAUGUCAUGUAUUUACUGUCUCAAUAAACAUCUACUUAAUAAACUUCUGUUGUCACUGUGGCUAA